AUGCCGAAUACCUCCAAGCCCAAAGCCAACCUCUGGUUAAAGGACACGUCGGGCAAGGAGAUGAUGGUGAACAUCUGGGGCGACCGCUUCGUAAAGAGUCUGGCUAACGCGCACAAAGGUAGCGUCGUUCAGAUCGACAACCUUUCCCUGCUGAAGAAGGAGAACGAUUCCAUCGAAGGCGCCGCGGAACAUUUCAUCGACAACGACAAGCACGGCUUUAGUAUGCUGCACGUGGACCCCAUAGGCGAUCGGGCACGGGAGCUUCGGGAUCUGGAACCCACGCAAGGCGAUCGCAUCUCUGUUCCUUGGUGCCCUUCCUUGAGUGGUGGCGGCAAGCUGACCACUGACUUCGGGCCCUGCUACGUCGCAUGCGCCGCAACUAUGAAUGCAUUCGGCAGCGCAAUGGAGCAGGGAUCAACGCAGGAGAAAGUCGAAGUGGCCCUGCACAACGUCUGGCUCGUCGACAUCGUUGGGGAUCCAGUCUAUACUCCGUGCAAAGUGUGCUCGACGAAGAUCGACCCAACUUCCGGUAAGUGCAAGCGUGCCACCGAUGGAUGUCAGACGGAGCCUGCGGAUGCCCAGCGAGUGCUGGCCACCGUGCACUUGGCGGACUGGACGGGGCAGCUCAGCAACGUGCUUGUGGGAGGACCGGAGCUGGCGGCGCUGGCCCGGGUCCGUGACGAAGAGAAGCUGGUUGAGUUGAUCCAGUUGAAAGGCAGUGAGGCAGUCUGCUUCAGGGGGCCGUGCGACGCACGGCUGGGCACGUCGCACCGCCUCGGCCAACCGCGGGGGGGCUCCGCGCAGCAAGCUUCGCAGGCGAGUGUGACCGGCGGACUUGCUGCCCCGACCCAGUUUCAAGUCUUGGCAGCUCGCGCCUGCUUCGGGGAGGAGUACGACGAGGACCGGCGUCAGAUGGUGAAAAAGGUCACCCGUCUUGCGACCGAGAAGCGAGAUGGUGCUGUGCUGCCAGUCCAGUGUCCGAUUGCCGAUUUGAUGUGCUCAGACAUGGGCACCUUCUUCAAGUUAGGCGGUGUCUUCGCAAACUACGUGACCGUUGUGGCCUUUGCCGAGGACGAGCCCACCGUGGAGGAGGUGUUCAAGGACGAGGAGAAGCACCUGUUGACGAAGCACAAGGAGGUGUACUCGCACACGCUCGAGCGUGUAGGAGACAGAAAGGCAUUCGGGAUCGAGGCUUUUUGUCAAUUCACAAAUUGCUUCCUCUUCAACAUGGCAGACGGCCUUCCGCGCUUGAUCUUGGGCCGUGUGAUCAAGAAUGCUGCAACCCAGGAGGUGGUUUUGCAGGUGGAAUGGAUGUCGAAAGUGACACCUGAGCAGAUCAAGACAUUCUCGAGGGAGCGUGAGAUGGUCUGGAACCUCCUCAAGGGCGGACCGGCGUUGCAAAGCAACAAACGACCUGCCAGCAGCCUCGUGCAGGAGACGCCAUCGAAAGUGAAGUGCAGCGCUUGGGAAAUGAACUGA
Symbiodinium sp. CCMP2592 is the source of this 1479-nucleotide messenger RNA. Lineage: Eukaryota; Dinophyceae; Suessiales; Symbiodiniaceae. The record is from the annotation of a GenBank genome assembly.